AUGCUCUGGAGAUAUCUUAUUACUAUGGCGAUCCAGCUUUGCUGGAUAAAUCUCGGUGUUUCUGAGCUUACGAUUCCGAUUCCCUGGGUUGGAGACGGGCCCGAUUACUUCCAAGGCUAUGGCGCCAAUGCCCUUGGCUCGCAUGGCGACGCGACUUCUUAUGCGAUCAACUGCCUUGCCACAGAAACUACCUGCGAGCCGUUUUCGCCCGAUCUGACCGUUAUUGCUGGACCUAGUACAUAUGAUAUGAUUGGCAGCGGCUUUGCGUUUGACAUCAAAUCCGGCUGCACGUUCACUGGUGAUCCCACACCUACCCUCGCGACUUGUGUCCAAACAAUCUCAUACCACAACACUCCACUUGUGACUACGUCCUCGAUUACUGUCACUGGAACCGGCAAUCCGAGCACCGGGAUCUACCCUGCGAUGUUGCGCAUGACUGAUACUGGAAAGCCUACCACAACCAACCAGCCUGCCACAACCGAUCAGCCUACCGCGACUGAAACCUGGAGCCUUCCCAGCAUCCAAGACACCGCAUCGACUGAACCCUUGACUGCUGCUAGGACUAGAACCCACAUCUCGACAGCCACUGGCAUCCAGAUUCCCCCUCGUCCUGGUAAUUCAACCAGUUACUCAAACGGCACUGAGACAGUGACAGUGACGCUGAUUGUGACCGAGGCCCCCAUCGCUGUUACUUGCAAGUGUGACUGUGAGUGCCCUACUCGUUCUCAGGCCGACGAACAUGUGAUUUCGAGCACCCCGCCCAACAAUGCCAUAGGAAAGCAGGUAGCUUUGUCGCUGAUGGGUGCAAUUCUCGCCGUUGUUGUCUUCUGCAUGUGA
Penicillium canescens is the source of this 837-nucleotide messenger RNA. RefSeq lists its product as uncharacterized. The record is from RefSeq and is a predicted model, not a curated record. The transcript is spliced from 4 exons. Lineage: Eukaryota; Fungi; Ascomycota; Eurotiomycetes; Eurotiales; Aspergillaceae. Bases 1 to 837 code for a protein of 278 amino acids.